This is a messenger RNA of Mangifera indica (mango), 1532 nucleotides long. RefSeq names its product mitochondrial import inner membrane translocase subunit TIM50. Bases 145 to 1221 code for a protein of 358 amino acids. The transcript is spliced from 10 exons. Gene Ontology annotation, molecular function: phosphoprotein phosphatase activity. The record is from RefSeq and is a predicted model, not a curated record. Lineage: Eukaryota; Viridiplantae; Streptophyta; Magnoliopsida; Sapindales; Anacardiaceae.
AAACCGAAACACCCCCUUUGAACUGACUCACUCUCUUUGUUCUUGCUAGAAUAAACACCCGUUGCAACUUCAAGACCUUGAAAAUAACAGAAAAACAAAACAAAUAAAAAGCAGAAAAUUUUUGUUUUUGUUUUUCCAAAAAUCAUGUCUUUGAAGGUUGCACGAUCUCGAAUCGUUUCGAAGCUUAAUCGUGGCAACAGUUGUAAUGAUUUCAGAAGACUUUUCACCUCUAUCGUCCCCGAAAAGGAGCCCAUCAUAGCCGCUCAAGCGAUCGCGGCCGAUCUCUCGGAGGCGCCGGAGGUGACAUUGGCGGAUGAGGCGGGAAGGAAGUCUUCGUGGAGGUUUCUCAAGUACGGAACUGUGGCGGCUUUGACUGGUGCUACUGCUGGUGCUGGUUAUGUUACCUAUGCAUACAGUACAGAGGAAAUAGAGGAGAAGACAAAAUUGUUGCGAGAAUCAUUGAACUACUCUGUUGGGGAUGAUGCAUCGGCUGUUGAGAAAUAUCAAGCAAUGCUGUACAAUGCUGCUAUGACAGUUCCUGCUAAAGCAAUUGAACUUUACCUUGAUCUGAGGACCCUAGUGGAAGAACAAGUUAAAGGUUUUACCGAACCAACCUCUGAGAAGCUUCUUCCUGAUUUGCAUCCCGCAGAGCAACAUGUUUUCACACUUGUUCUAGAUCUAAAUGAGACAUUGCUUUACUCUGAUUGGAAGCGUGACAGAGGCUGGAGAACAUUCAAACGACCAGGAGUUGAUGCUUUCCUGGAACAUAUGGCAAAGUUCUAUGAAAUUAUUGUGUACUCUGACCAGCUGCCUAUGUAUGUUGAUCCUGUUUGUGAUAGGUUGGAUAGCAAUCAGUACAUGCGAUAUAGGCUAUCAAGAGGUGCUACUAAGUAUCAAGACGGCAAGCAUUAUAGGGAUCUUUCUAAACUUAAUAGAGAUCCAGCUAAGAUUUUAUAUGUGAGUGGUCAUGCAUUUGAGUCUAGCCUUCAGCCAGAAAACUGUGUUCCAAUUAAGCCAUAUAAGCUUGAGACUGAUGAUACCUCACUUUUGGAUCUUAUUCCAUUCCUUGAAUAUGUUGCUCGUCAUAGUCCAGCCGAUAUCCGAACUGUAUUAGCAUCUUAUGAGAGGAAAGAUGUUGCAAAAGAGUUCCUUGAACGCUCCAAAGAUUAUCAGAGGCGGAUGCAAGAACAAAGGAAGCAAAAUCGCAUCUGGCGACAUUGAGGACAGAGUUUUGUAAAUUAUAGUUGGAGAUGCUUAAAGAAAUUCACGCGCAUGUUCAAGGACCAAUCCAAACAGAUGAAUAUGAGAGGCAUCAUUUAAGACUGUGACUUAAUGGAGUUCAUUUUUCCCUGUGUUUGUCAAUAAAAACCAGAAUUUUGGUUAUGCGGCCACUGUUUUCCAAUAUUAAGGUUCAAUUAGUUUUAACCAGCAGGAAAUAGGAUUCACAAGUUAUAUCAAUUAUCAAAUUUUGAUGAUGGUUUGUAGAAAAACUCAGCUAUAUUAUCAAGUUUUGACCAUUUAAAUUUGUUAAA